AUGACUUUUACCCAGGAGGAGUGGGGGCAGCUGGAUCUGGCCCAGAGGACCCUGUAUGAGGAGGUGAUGCUGGAGACCUCCAGGCUCCUGGUGUCUCUGGUUAAGGCUUCCCUAACUCUGCCAUAUGGGAAAUCUUUACCCAACGUCAACUACAGUCCAGAAGCAGAUGAUCGUCCUUCUGAUGUAUCAUUAGAAGGUUAUGGUACAAAACCCCAGACCACAGAGUUUUCUCAUUCUCACCUUGCCUUGUCUGAGGAAGUCUCCCCACAGGAUCAACUGACUCGGCAAACUCUGGGGGAUAGGUCACACCUCACCUGGCACCAGCAGGUUCACAAUGGAGUGAGGCCCCUUGAAUGUAGUGAAUAUGGGAACGCCUUUUGCCACAGCAUGGACCUCAUUCAGCACUACAGCAUCCACAUAGGAGAGAAGCCAUUCAAGUGCCUCGAAUGUGGGAAGGCCUUCUACUGCCAGUCACACCUCAAGCAUCACCAGUGGAGUCACACUGGGGAGAAGCCCUAUAUAUGCAAUCUCAUCUGGCACUUCAGCAUCCGCACUGAGGAGAAGCUCUAUGAGUGCAUGGAGUGUUGUAAGGCCUUCAAUUGCCAGUCAUACCUCACAAGACACCAGUGGAUCCAUAGUGGUGAGAAGCCCUGUGAACGCAUGGAGUGUGGCAAAGCCUUUUGCCAGAGAGCAAACCUCAUUCGACAUGCCAUUAUCCACAUUGGGGAGAAGCCCUGUGUGUGCAAUGAGUGUGGAAAGGCCUUUACCUACUGCUACACUUUCAUCUUGCAUAAAAGGGCUCACACUGGAGAAAAAACUUUUGAGUGCAAAGAGUGUGGGAAAGCCUUUAGCAUGAGGAAAGACCUCAUUCGACAUCACAUUUAUGCUGGAGAGAAGCCCUAUGAGUGCAUGGAGUGUGGGGAGGCCUUCAGUCGCCACUCAGGGCUCACAAGGCACCAGCGGAUUCACAGUGGAAAGAAGCCCUACGAAUGCAUGGAGUGUGGGAAAUCCUUCUGCUGGCGCACAAGCCUCAGCUGACACUCCAUUAUCCACACUGGAGAGAAGCCCUAUGAUGGAGUGCGUGUGGAAAAGCCUUCAGUCGCAGCUCCUCCCUCACUCAGCAUUAGAGGAUUCAUACUGGGAGAAACUCUGUUAGUGCAAUGGAAGUAGGAAGACCCUUCACAAAUGGGCAGUCCUUAGUCACUCCCUGAUAGCUUCUAUUGGGGAAAGAUUCUUGAAUGUAACUAGUGAGGAAACCUCUUACUCAGAAUCUGAUCGUUCAUAUCAAAGAGAAAUUCCUCGAUUUCCUUCCGUACAAAAAACCUUUCUGUUGCAAGAUAUCAUUUGUCAUCUAAGGAGUCAUACUGGAAAUCUACCCCAGUCUAGAGCCUUAUUCUACAUCUGAAAAUUUAUGUAGGAGUGUGAUCCAGUCAUUCUUAUGCACUUCGCAUAACCAUCAGCCACAUCUUUCUCCUCAGUGUACACUGAAAAACUAUCUCAGGGAUAUUUAAACAGAGGAGGAGAGGACAUAAAAGAGAAAGAAAUGUAAGCAUGGUUUUUUUUCAGACUUCUGUGACAAGCCUAUAGCAGUUUGUUGUUCCUUAUCUUAUUUGAUGGGAGAGAGUGUUGUUUCAGAGAUGAGAGAGCUUUGUCCACUUUAUCUUACAUAUAUUUUCACUGCUGUCCAUUGCCAGGACAGUUGGACAUUUAGGAUGUGUCUGAAAACAUUUAUUGAAAGUCUUUGUUCUGUGGCAUCAUCUCUACCCUUGAGUAGCAUGAGUCUUACCAAGAAAUAUGAAGGCUUCACUUAUGAAAUACUGUUAUAUUUCAGGAGAUACAAUGGGCCCAUGUACCACACUCUUAAACCUGAUUUUUUAAAAUAAAAUAUUUUUUCAUGUGUAUUUAACUACAUACCACUUAUAUACUUGCUCUUAAUCUACUUGUUUUUUCUGUGUAAUGAGGAUGGCAGUGUAGCUGUGUGAACUUCCCAGAUGAAUGUGAAUUCUUCCUUCUGAUUGCAAUUCCUAAGCUUCUCCAAUCCUCCUUAGAGAGGCUUCUCCCAAGUCCAUGUCAGUUGUCUUCUAGGGGUUGAAUGAGAGGCAAAAUAAAGCACAUAACUAAAUUAAGCUAAAAAAGAAAAAAAAGGAUCCCUGGGUGGCACAGCGGUUUGGCGCCUGCCUUUGGCCCAGGGCGCGAUCCUGGAGACCCGGGAUCGAAUCC
Nyctereutes procyonoides (raccoon dog) is the source of this 2220-nucleotide messenger RNA. Its product is annotated as zinc finger protein 460-like. Gene Ontology annotation, cellular component: nucleus. Gene Ontology annotation, biological process: regulation of transcription by RNA polymerase II. The record is from RefSeq and is a predicted model, not a curated record. Lineage: Eukaryota; Metazoa; Chordata; Mammalia; Carnivora; Canidae. Gene Ontology annotation, molecular function: DNA-binding transcription activator activity, RNA polymerase II-specific; RNA polymerase II cis-regulatory region sequence-specific DNA binding.